Molecule: messenger RNA, 24576 nt
Organism: Camponotus floridanus (Florida carpenter ant)
Lineage: Eukaryota; Metazoa; Arthropoda; Insecta; Hymenoptera; Formicidae
Exons: 47
Coding region: 464-23698 (7744 amino acids)
Biological process (GO): protein phosphorylation
Molecular function (GO): protein binding; protein kinase activity; ATP binding
Source: RefSeq, a predicted model, not a curated record
UAUUAUCAUAAUUUAAUUGUGUAAGAUUAAAAGGUAAACCCCGACGGAUUUUAAUAUAAUCUCGAUAAAUAUGAGACAUAUACCGAUGCAUCGAGCUUAAUGAAACGAGUUUGCAGAGCGCCAUCGCGCUGUCAAAAUUAACGAACGACCGAUGUGUACUUCGCUAAUUUUAUCGCUCACGCGGUCGUUGCAGUGUGUCAGGAUCGAAGAUUAUGCGCGACGGAGAUGAAUAUCUCGCAAAAACUGAAGCAUAUGGCAGAAACGUGCUGUCUCUCCACGUGUGAUUGUUGAUAUUUCCGAAACACUUUCUAAUGUGAGAAAAGAUAAAACGGUAUUAAAAAAAAUGUUUAAAGAUAGAACGAGCCGAAAUGUUUGUUUGUAAAAGAAUGUGGGCAAUUUACGGCAAUUACCUCAUCGACGGUACGCUCUGACAAGAAAGUGUAAGCCUCUCUAUCGAUUCAUCAUGGGAAGUGAUUGCUGCAAAUGCACUAACGGUAAAAAGAAUUGCGCCAUUACUGGAUCCUCCUCCGAUGGAUCGGAAUACCGAAUCCGAGACGGAUUGCCAAUUCCAUCGGAUCGAUAUCGAUUGUCGAUGCGAGGCAAUGUCGUGCAAUUGGCCUUGAAGCAAUCGCGUAAAAACGAUGCGGGUUACUAUUCUCUCGUAGCAACAAGACUCGGACAGGAAAACGAUAAAGGGGCUGUAAAGAAAAUUCACCUAAGCAUCAGCGAAGCAAGUUACGAAGAGGGCGAUCCCCCAAUCUUCUUGAGAAGAUUGAGCGAUCUUGCGGUUAAGGUCGGCACUCGAACCAGAUUUCUGGUAGAGAUUCGAAGUUCAACCACUCCGAAGAUAUCUUGGUACAAAGAUGACUCACCGAUUCAUGAGGGACCCAGAUUUUCCCUCGUUCACGAGGGAAAUUUUCAUUGCGUCGACGUUGCUCCCGUCACGGUCGAGGAUCAAGGAUGCUGGACCUGCAUGGCGGAGAAUCGUAGCGGAAGAUCUUCAUGCACGUCCACUCUCACUGUUAUCGUUCCCAAGGCUUACAAAAGGCCGGAAUUUGUCGAGGAACUUCGCGCGCUUCUCACUGAAACGGGUACCGUGUCACUGGAAUGUAAGGUAGUCGGUGUGCCCACGCCGGUGCUGAGGUGGUUUAAAGACAGCAAGGAAAUUAAAGCUGGGGACGUUUUCGCUUUGACCGCUAAUGCCGAUGAUCCGACCUCCCUCGGCGUUUACACCUGCGAAGCAAAUAAUUGCAUGGGAACAACCUAUUCUUCUUCAAAGGUUCAUGUGGUCGGAAGAGGAAGCCGAGAAGGUUCGCUGAAACCCGCGGAUACCUUGGCACCAUCCGGACCUCUUCCGGUUUUUAAACAGAUGCUCCAAGAUGAAUGUUGUCGGAUCGGAGACACUCUUGUGCUAUCCUGUCGAGCUCAAGUACCACCCUGGCCGAAGGCAAUCGCCUGGUACAAUAAAGGAGGUCGCGUCGAACCCGACGAAAGAUAUCACAUAAUAGAAGAUGGCAUCGGAGGAUAUUCAAUCGAAGUGAAACAAGUCGAGGCUAUGGACGAGGGUGAAUGGAAGUGCGUCGCUACCAGCGAGGAAAAUAUGAAGCAAUUUACGAGCUGCUACGUAGCAAUGUCUAUUCCAAGAAACUAUAGAAAACCGCGUUUCAUGGAGAAUCUGAAAGCAGUCUUGACGGAAGAAGGUCUUGUCUCGUUCGAAUGCAAAGUCGUAGGUUUCCCGACGCCGUUGCUGAGAUGGUUUAAAGACGGUCAGGAACUUAAGCCAGGAGACGUCUAUCAAUUAACCGGGACUAAUUCAUUAGGUUCGUAUUGUUGCAUCGCGAAAAAUUGCAUGGGCGAGGCCAAAAGUACAGCUGAAUUAACUAUCGAAGAUAUCCAGAAUCAAUUAAAUGAAGAAGAACGUUUUCAGCUUUUAAGCACCAAUCAACCGCCAAAGUUUAUAAAAGGCCUCAGAAGUUGCGAGGCGAGGAUAAAUGAAGAUUUUCGGUUUACAGUACAAGUCAGUGUUGCACCACAACCAAGUCUUUCUUGGUACAGAGACGAUACGUUAAUGGAGGAAUCCGACAAAUAUCACGGGGCAAAGGAGAAUCUUGGCACGUGCCAUCUCGAAGUGCGAAAACUCGAAUUUAUCGAUCAAGCCGAAUGGAAGUGCGUAGCGGCAAACGAUUUCGGUCAUAGCGUCACUUCCUGUUUUUUGAAGCUAAUCAUUCCCAAACAUUAUAAAAAACCGAAAUUUCUCGAGAGCCUGCGCGCGAUUCUGUCGGAAGAAGGCGCGGUAAAUUUAGAAUGCAAAGUUAUCGGCGUCCCGCAGCCAGUUUUAAAAUGGUACAAAGACAAUGUCGAAUUAAAACCCGGCGACAUACAUCGAAUUAUCUCUGGGCAAGAUGGCACCUGUUGCUUAGGAACUUACACCUGUGAAGCUACAAAUUGCAUGGGAACAGUCAGUAGUUCCGCAUCUCUUUUAGGAUUUGAAGAUAAGAAAGAAACGAAGGAAAUUCAGUCACCAAACGGUCACGAACUGGCGAGGAAUUUAUCGUUAUCAACGAUACAUGAAGAACGAACCUCUCAAUUGUACGAUACACCACAGACGGAUCAUUCUGUCACUUUUGAUGAGCGCGGCGAGGUAUCCUUUAGUUUCGACGGCAAAGAAGUGUCAGUCAGUUUGUACGAAACACCCGAUCUCACCGAGGAAGAGGCACUACAGAUUGUCGAAAUGUAUGCCGAUCAGCUGUCCGAACAUGUAACAGAACACAACGUGAUCGAACUGCCGCCAAUGAGAUUUGUCAAAGAAACUUCUACAUCCGGUAAUUUGCUGAUGGAGGCUGUAGUAAUCGACGUUUCGCCCGAUUACUUUGUUAGCGCCGAAGAAGGCGAUGAUUUACGAACAGAAGCCGAUUUCGAGGAUGUUUCUAUUAUGGAUGAUGUGACGCACGUCCUCUCCUCGCUUGACUCCCGAAGUUCUCUAAAGAGAUCAGCUCGAUACGCGGAUGAGGAAGUUCCUAGUAGACCACCUCGAAAGAAAUCAACGAGUAUAUCAUCAUCGAAAAGCGAGAAGAGCCUUCGAAUCGAAUCCGAGACCUUCCAUAGUGCUCAAAAGGAUGAGGCGCCGUUGUCUCCGCUUUCGUCCUUAAAGCAAGACGACAGCGAUACUUUUGCUGACGCUUUGUCUUCUGCGCAUCUCUCCAUCACAGAGAGUCUCGUUCAAAAACAUAUUACAUCGGAACAUGAUGUAGCAGAUACUAGAAAACGUAGUUUGAGCACCGGAAGGUCAACCGGCUCCAGUUUAGACGAUGGAAUCAGUGCUGAUUCCUCUUUCGAUUCCAUGACUGGAAUUCCGAAAAAGAAACAUCGUAAGAAAAAGAAAAAGGACAAGAGCAAUUCCGAGGACUAUUCCGGCCACAGCGAUUAUGAGGAUAGAAAAAGUGGUAAAUCAGAAGAUAGAGCUGACGUGAAAAUAAAACAGUAUCAAUCUACAGAAUCAGCUGACGCAAAAGAAAUGGACAUCGGAAAUGGAAUCUCACAAGAGUCGAUAAAAAAAUCGUUUUCUGAGGAAAAACCGUUAGAUAAUUUAACAAGCGUGACGGAAGCUGUUAACGUACACACUUUGGAAGAGAGUCGAAAAUUGAAAAAAGAUAUUCUUUUAGAAUCAAGAACGAUCCUGCGCAAAACUUUGGAGACGUACGAAAAAGUUCCCGAUACUUUAGUACCGCGAUUUUCCAGUAUUCGCGAGCGGGUCAACGAUGUAUGUCAAACGUUGGAAAUUUCACAAGAAAAAGGUAUGGAAAUUGAAACCCUGAUCGAUCUCGAAGUACCUCUGCAUGCAUUGUUAAAGACUAUUGAUAAAAUUACAUCAGCGGAAGACAUGGAAAUUAUACGCAAUUUUCUCGAGCCAUCGAUCCGUCAGCUAUCGCACGUUGUUGAAGGCCUCGGAUUGUCAUCUUUGCAGCCUACUCUGAUGAUUUUGAGAAAAAUCAACGAGCGCAUUUGUAACAUUCCUAUCGAAAAGGAAGAAUUGUCUUCGCUAAAAUCAAUCUCCGACGAAACUCGAAAUAUAUCCGAGGAAAUUCUAGAUAUGCUGAUCGAUAUUCAGUCGGCGUUUAGUGCGAUUUUAGAUUACAUGGAAUGUUCGAAACUCGCGAUGAACGGAACUGCUGCUUCGCAGCAGGCUUUAACGGGGUCCAAACUCGCGGCGUGUUUAGUAGAGUUACGAGAGUGCGUAUCCCACACAACGCACACUGCGAUGACACUGAAAGAAAAUGAGACAUUAAACAGUUUAAUGGAAUUUAGAGAGCCCUUGUUAGAUCUUCAAGUAAUUUUAGCGUCAGACGAAUAUAAUUUUCGAGAAAUUACGAUACUGAAAGAAAUCAUCUUUGCUAUUGAAAGAUUGAAAAAUGUCGUUGUAACAAUACUAGAAAAUUCCAAAAACUCUGAAACAACCUCGCGAGUAAAAAUAAUUCUUCAGAUAUUGGAAGAUACCGAUAAAGAAAUAUCAAAAUUGAUGGAACAAUUGUUGGAGAUGGAAGCUACACAAAAACGCAUGCUGAAGAAUCUAAAUAUUGAUCAAAGUUUAAGCAGCGUGCAUUUCGCCCUAUCAUCGGUUUUAGAACAGCAAGAAAAGUUUGUGAGCUCUCAUCAUUUAAUUACGUGUAUUGAAACGUUACGUCAAACAAUUGGUUCUUCAGCCGUUACAAUAGCCAAUUUAAAAAAUCCAACCGACAAUGAUAUAACUCAAGAGAUUAUGAAAUUAACUGAUUCGUUGUUAAAUCUGCAAAAAAAUUUAUUAACGGAAAAGCACGAACCAGGAGAGGAGCAAAUUCUAAAUAACUUGAUAAAUCCUAUCGAUAAAUUGAAAGAGAUAAUUCACAGCAUAAUGGAAAGCGAUUCUUCGAUCGACUUAAUAAUACUACCUAUGUUAAAACUAUUGGAAGAAAUAGAGAAAGAUGCAAUCCUUGUUACAAAAGAAAUGUCGAAGAAAAAAUCUCAAGAGGAAAAUGCUACCAAGUCUCGAAAAGAAAAGAAAGGCGAUUCAAAAUCGAUUCUCGCUUGUCAAAUCAGCCGUUCUUUGGAACCUAUUAAACAAUGGUUAUCCACGUCCGAAGACAGUACGAAAGACGAAAUAGAAUCUACAUUAAGCUUAACGAUCGAGGAAUUGAAGAGAGAUGUCACUCAAAUUGCCAUUCAAACGUCAUAUUCUGAACCGCCAGAUGAUGAAAGUUUGAUAGAAGCAUUGAUUGACCUUCGAGAACCAUUGAUAAAACUUAAAAACGCUAUUUCUAUGUAUCGUAGACCGGAAGAUUUUUUAACCUUAGAGAACUUGGGUCAGCCUAUGAAACAUCUUUUGCAAAUUAUCACGAACGUUUUUCACGAACAUGCGGAAGAAGAGCGCCUAAAAUCGAUGGUAGAGAUCGUUGAACAAAUCGAAAAUGAGAUAUCGCUCUCGAUCAAAGAUACUCUCUACCAGCAGGAACUUGAACAAUCUGUCCAAACAUUUAAUGUGGAAGAAAAAGAAGACAUUAUUACAGUCUCUUCCCAAGAAACAAUUCCAGGCACUCUUACAGAAAUCGCGUCUACGCCAUUUGAAACCGGAUCCCUUGCAUUGCCUACUGAACAACUUAUAAUAGAAGAUAAUCUCAAAAUAACGGUCGAUGAUAUCGCUUCGCAGGUUAUAAAAGCUGAGAAGCAAGAAAGAGAGAAAAAUGCAGGCAAAUUAAUUACAGUCUUGUCGGAAACUUUGGAAAAGCUUCAAUUAGAAAUGACUAAUAUCCUAGAAGAUUUCGAGGAAUCGGCAACGCGAACCGCUACGAUUCCCCAAUCAAAAUUAGCCAAUUUUGUCGAGGAACUGAGGAGAACUACAUCCACAAUACGCAUGAUAACCUCCGUUUAUGACAAAGAAAUUGGAUCAUUGGACGAAAAAGUUAAUCAGACAAUUGUAAUGCUAACUAAUUUAACACAACCGCUGACAAAUAUACAAGAAUUGCUUUCCAGACCACGCGAACAUGACAUCUCCGAACUUAUGAUAUUGAAUCGAUUAACACCACUAUUGAAUGUAAUAGAAACUAACGUGAUAAAACAAACAAUCGAUUUUGUUGAUAAAAAUGAAGACACGGAGAAGGAGUUUGAAUUUCUCCUGCACGUUUUGCAAGACAUUAAAGCGGAAAUUCCAAUUGUAAUUCAAGAAAUAUCAUCGAGACAAAAAGCUUUAGAAUGUCUCCGGGAUGUCUCGAAGCCUCUGGAUAGUAUUGUGGAGCGUAUGAAUGAUUUGCAAAAAGCUGCAGAAGGAACCCUCGAGACGGAUGUCGCGAACAUUUUGGGGAAGCCGAUCGCCGCUCUUUUAAAAGAUAUCAAGAUUGCUAUUCAAGAAACAGGUACGCUAGAUCGACGAGGGCCAAUAAUUAUCGAAUUACGAAAUCUUCUCGAACCUUUGCUAGAAUUUCAUAGCUGUCUUUCAAUGGUACAGAGCAGUCGACAAAGUUUGGUUCCGGAAGGUUAUUUAUUAGAGGAAAGAAGAAGCGUUAUCUUACAAGCGGUAGGUGAUCUGCGAAAACAAGUUUGCCAUACAGUCGAAACGAUUGCGAAUAUGGAAGAAGCUUCUCUGUUCGAUGAAUCUUUGAUGUUGCUCAACUCCGCGAUUCAGCAAGUGCAGAAAAAAAUCGGUAAGACUGAUUAUUCGCGCCGAUCUAGUAGCGUCAAGGUUCCUCUUCAGCAUCGACUUACCGGCACGUUGAGUCGCUUAGCGAACGCUAUAGCAGCUGUAGAGGAACAUGCUGAUAGAGACACAUAUGGAAUAUUAUCCAAAUGCUUAGAAGCUUUGCAUAAACAAAUCUCCUUUACACAAGUGCAGUUUAUUCAGAUCGGUAGUGAAUCAAUCGACGAAGAAGCAAUCAUUGAAGGCUUUCUUUAUCCGACUAAUCAACUUCUGUCGGCCUUAAACGUCCUUAAAGAGAAUACGCAGAAAGUACCAUCGGCGAUUUCACGUAAUUUAAUAAUUCAGUUUCAAGAACUGGCCGAUUCAAUCUCAGAAUUAAAUUCUUCUUUGGCGGCGCAUAAAGCCGAGCUCGUACAAGAAGGCGCUUCUACAGGAGCUCCGAUCAUAGAAACCUUUUCUGCUGUUACGGAUGUCUUGAGUCAUGUGAAAGAUUCCAUAAUGGCAAUAGAGAAGACUGUCGAACAGAAAGAGAGCAUCACAAAGGUAGAAAGUAUCGCUGAUGAGAUUAUAGAGCUAUCGCAGGAAGAAAUUGAGAGCGUAAUAACGAUCACGGAAAUACCGUCGUCGGCAGUUCAAGAUGUUGCUCAAUCGAAGAUUGAAGAUACACCUAAAAUAACACAAACGCCGGUUAUAGAAAAUGUGGAAACGGCGACCCGUAUUGAACAAACGGAAGAUAAUCUGGUGGAUACAAAAAAAUAUGAGGAGAAUCAAGAAGAAAAUGAGAAACAAAAAUACUUGAAAACUGAAAUGUCAAAAUUCAACUCUACGAUAAGUAGCCUGGCACAGCCUUUGAAAGAACUGAUCAGUUUCGUGGAAUCCGCUACGCAAGAAUCGCUGGUUUCAAAGUCUGAAGAAAACAAGCGGAAAAUACAAGAGCUAACAGCAUUGGUGCAAAUACUUUACGAUUUACAAGCUACGAAUAUUUCUGUUAAGACAGCUUUGUCUUCUCCGUCUAUUAUACUAAUAGAUAGCAAAUUUUCUCGUAUGAAGGAUAAUGUGGCUAAUUUUGAGCAAGCUAUCGGUACAGUUAUUUCUUUGACUGAUGCAGGAGUGAAGCCAGAAUUAAAAGAGAAUAUUAUAACGUCUUUACAAUCUAUUGUCGAGCCUUUAAAUGCUCUUGAAAAUACAUUAGUAUCUAUAUGUCAAACGUUCGAUGGAGACAAGUAUGUCGAUCAAAACGGAAAAUCGUUACCUAUAAUUGCAAAAGAUUUAAUACCAUGCAUUAACGACACCAUUAAAUCUGUAAAUGCCAUUCAAGUAUUAAAAUCUGUUAAAAUUGCCGACGAGAGAGAAACAGAAAUAUCGAAAAUAAAAGAGGAGAUAAAUGAUAUCGAAGAAACGACUGCGCGACCUCUCGAAGAACUGAUAGAAGCUAUUAUGGAUUCUCAGGAUCAAGUGAAAUGCGACAAGACUUCGCCUUACGAAUCUAGUUCACCUUCCGCCGAUCCAAUCGAAUCGAAAAGCAUCGACAAUCUGUCGAUAGAAGAAACAGAAUUAAAUGAAACAUUCAUUAAGGAAACGAACGAUUUAAUAGCACAAGAUACAGUAGAAAUAUUACAACAAGAAUUAACAUCCGCACCAGUAUUUAGCCAAAUCGAAGAAAUACUUGCUGAGAAGGAAGCAACGAUAAAAUCUGCAACAGAAUCAUUGGAAGAGAUUGAAGAGAAAAAUUUAGAAACGAUUAAUCAGCAAAAAAUAGAAUUGACUCAGGUGUCUGAAAAAGAUGCAACGCAAGAAAAACAAAUAAAAGUUGAAACUUUACACGCGAUUAUUUCUCCUCUUCAAGUAUUACGUGAAUCAUUCAAUAAAAUCGAAGAUGUAGGAACUUUAGAAUCAUCCGACAAAAAAAUGAUUGCAUUUUCGACUCUGAUAGAACCGUUAUUAAAUCUAGAAGUUGCAUUAUCGUCUGAAAUUACUGAAGAAAUAAAGCAAGACACAGUGUCGUUGGAAAAAUUAUCUAUCACAUGCGUUUUGCAAGAAUUACAAAAUUCAAUUGCUACGAUUCAAGAACAAGUGCAACUUAAUACUGCAACCGAAGCCAGUUCGAGUAAAACAGCUAAAAUACGUUUAUUACAAGCCAUCGAAAAACCAUUGGAAGAUUUAAAAAUGUCGAUCGCGUGUAUCCAAUCUGAUCCAAUAACUUGUCAAUUGAUUCAGCAAAAAGAGGAAUUAUCGAGCGUUAAACAGAUCACAAUCCUACAAACUCUUGCCAAAUCAGUGGAGCAAUUUGGAGACAAAUUUAUGGCUAUUACCAACGAACUAAAAAUAGAAGAAUCUGAGUCGCCAUUGCAAAUCAUUAAACAAAAAGAUCAAGAGCUCGAUCCCGAAAUUUUACAUAAGAUUGUUGAGCCGAUUCAUAUUCUACGCGAAACACUUUCUCAAAUCGAAGAAUUGAAAAGUCAUAAAACCGAGUUGCUGGAAAUACCGGAACAGAAGAGAGAGAUUAUUCAAUUAAAUACAGUAAUAAAUCCCUUGGAAAAAUUAGAACAAUUAUUAUCUACAAAUAUACAACAGAUUACACCGAUUUCGAUGGCGCAGGAGAAAGCUCUUGGCGGAAAUCAAAUUUCAUUGACAAGUGCGGAUUUGAAGCCCGUGUUAGAAGAGCUGAAAGACUCAAUCGUAAUUCAACAACAAGCAGUCUCCAACGAAGAUAGUCCUACAGUAAAAACGUUAAACGAAACUUUCGAAAAUCUGAAAACACCACUAACAAUCAUUCAAGAAAUCAUCGAUUGUUUCGAUGAAAUUACCGAAACUGAAAAAUUAUCGACUCUGCUAAUGUUUGCAAAAUCCGUGGAAGAAACAACGAAUCAACUAGUUAUAGCUAAACAAAAUAUAAUGCAACAAGAAAUGCGAGAAACUUCUCUGUUAAAAGCGAUAACUAUUCCAAUCGAAGGAUUACAAAGUGCAAUAUUAAAAUUCGAAGAUCGACUGUCUCAAACAUUAGAAACAAAGGAAUCGAUAAAACUUGUUGCUUUAGAAUCUAUGGUGCAACCGUUACAAGAGCUACAGCAAUCUUUCUUAAUUGCAUCUCAUCAAGAAAUCGUCCAAUCUUUACAACGAUUGCCAAUUAAGCCGAUAUUGGACAGUCUGAAUAAAUCUGUUGCGGUGAUUCAAAAUCAAGCUACGAUCGUUCAAGAUUUGCUCACAGAGGCAAGUACGGACGAUUUGGCGAUGUUAAAAGACUUCGCGAAAUCACUCGGUAAUUUGAGGACGUCGACAGUGGUCCUGCAACAAUUAAACGCGAUAGAAAACGCUGGCCAGCAAAUCGUAGAGAUUGAAAACGCGUCCGCGUUGCAAGCAUUCGCGAAAUCUAUCGAGGAGUUUAGAAAAUGUUGCUCUAUCGUCAUCGAAAAGCCGAGAAUCAUCGAAGCUUUCGCGAAAAGUACAAUAGAAUUAAAACAAUCGGCUAAAACGGAUGCGCAACUCCUUGAAAAUAUCAUCGCGCCUCUGCGAAUUUUACAAGAGCAGAUUUUAACCAUCGAAGAAACUAAAAUGCAAGAAUCUGAAGUCUUGGAUAUUACGGAGAUAAAGAAACCAGUUACGGUAUUGAGCAGUCUAGUGGGUCCCUUGCAACAACUUGAAAAAUCUUUCGUUGCAACGGUAUGCAAAGAACAUGUGAUCGAACAUGAUGGACAGAAUCUGGCAACCGAAUCACCUUCCACGAGUUUAGAAAAACUUGCUUUACAGCCUAUUCUCGAGGAGGUGCAAAAGUCUAUCGCCACUGUUCAAGAGCACGUGAUAUUAGAGGCAGGCCAAAUUAUCUCGGAAGCAGAAACUGACGCUUUACUCAAAUCGAUCGCGCAACCUCUAGUGGAUCUAAGAGCCUCCAUCGCAUCUAUUCAGCAAGUGACUACAAUUGCGCCUGAUCCUCUAAACGAACUGGCACAGCAACAAAAUAUUUCGGCAUUGGAAUCGUUUGCUGAAACUCUCCACAAUCUAUCGGAAUGUAUAGCGAUGUGCAAUCAUCAACAGAUAAUCAUGGAGCCUGUGGCGGACACUUUUUCCGAAGGCGCUUCGUCUUUGAAUACCUGGGCAGAUGUAAUCGACGAACAAUCGCUAUCAAAAGUCACGCAACCAAUGGUAAUCGAUCAAGUCGCGAUCGAAUCUCCGAUCGAGGUCGCGACGUCGAUAUCGGAUGAUGAAGCCUCCGCGUUGAAAACACUAGCAAAGCCUUUAAUCGAAUUGCGAGAAUGCCUGGCACUCGUUAUCGAAGAGCGUAAAAUAGUUGCGCCAAGCGAUACUACGUCUUCUUUAUCAGAGAGAGAAAAUGUGUCUUUAUUGAAAACGAUGAUACAGCCUUUGUUGGAGUUGAAGGAUGCAGCUACAGCGGUAAUUAUUCAAGAACAGACGGUUAUCGAACGUGCAAAUGAACAUUCAUUCGCAAUCGAUGGCAAGAAUGAAUUCGCUCUUCGUCCAUUGAUGGAACCGCUCGAGGAACUGCGUCAUUCCAUUGCUGUAAUAGAGGACCAGAUGCUGGUCGAAACAUCAAUAGAUCAACCUCAGAAUGAGAUUGUAUUAGAUGCGCUGGCUGAACCUCUGCUGGACCUCCAACGCGCUAUAUCGGUUUUAGAAGCGCGAGUUAUAUCGCCGGAUGUAGAAUCAUUGCCUGAAGACACGAGCAACAGCUGGAUCACGGAAUGUUUAGCGGUUCCUCUACACGAAAUCGAGAGAUCGAUAGCCGAUAUUCGACAAUGUACAAUAAUAGAGCCUGAAAAAAUAAGUGUGAAAGAAGAAAUAGAAACAUCGAUACCUUGGUCUAUCGUCGAGGAAUUAUCGAAACCAAUGGAAAAUAUUAAAUCAGCGAUAUUACGUAUGGAAGAUGACUAUACCGAAACUGAAAUCCUCAAAACAAUGGUACAAUCGCUUACUAAUGUACAAGAGAAAUUGAUGUUAUUGAAAAACAAGCAUUUAAGUGCUGUUGAGGAGAGCAGUAUUGACGCUAUUGUUGACUCUCUUUUCAAUUUUGAGAAAUGUAUUUCAUUCGUUAAGAAAGAAAUUGUCGAUAAACCAAUGUCUGAAUCAUCGAUAAAAAUAGACACUGCUAUAUCCGCCGCUCUUAAUGUUCCAUUAAACGACUUAAAAUAUUCCAUUGUGACGGUAAAGGACUCGCCAAGCAUUUAUCUAAAGGAUUUACAAAGACCCUUAGAACUCGUGCAAGAUGCGUUCGAAACAAUUAUAUCUAUACAACAAAAUAACAAGCUAUUGAAUUUAUCGACAAAAGUAACGAAUGCUAUUUCAAAUAUUAACACAUCUAUUGAAUCUAUCGGACAUAAAUUAGAAGAACAGCAGGUGUCGGCUAUUGAAAUUUGCAUCGAAUGCGAGGCACUUGGAAUGUUGACGAAACCUUUACAGAAUAUUAAACAGUGUAUCACACAAAUACCAGAGAAACCGAAAGAAACUGCUAAUUUAAUGAUCAGUACCUUGCAGAAUCUCGAGAAAUCAGUAGCUGUAAUACAACAGCAGUCAGCUGAUAAACCAUUGGCGGACCCGCAACACGCAAAUUUCGGUAUCCUUUCAAAAAAUUUAAUAUUGUGCCUGCAUGAAUUGCAAGAAUCGAUGGAAGAGGCGAAAGCAUUAUGGCACAAGCAAACAAUAUUAGAAGGAUUAAUAAUCCUUGAGGAACCGAUUUGCAAAUUACAAUCUAUAAUUAAUAUUAUAUCUGAUCAGUUCUUGGCAGAAGAAAUGAUUCAGAUAAUAGAAAAACAGAAGAUAGCAUCUCAAAAGAAAUCUGCAAAAAAAGAAGUUAAAAAAUCUGAAACAAUUAUCGAAAAAGACGAUGAAAUAAACAAAACAAUAAAAGUAGAAAUAGAAGAAACUAAGCUGACAGACACUGCAGAUUCUACAGUAACUAAUGAUAUGGCGGAUAAAGAGGAAAAGAAAAAUUUAGAAAUAAAACAAAAACAAGAAAAAGAAGAUGAAAAAUCAAUCAAGGAGAAAUUAGAACAGCCAAAAGAUAUAGUUAAAAAAGGGAAAGAAAAAGAAGAGGAAUAUAAGAAGAUAGAGAAACAGCAAGAAUGUAAAAAAGAGGCUGAUGAAAUGAAAAGUAGAAAUGAGGAACAAAAGAAGGAGGAAAUAGAAAAAAUAAACAAAGAACAGAAAAGCAAAGAAAUUGAACAAGUAACAAAAGAAGUAGAACAAAAUAAAAGUAUAAAAGAUGAAAGGAUUAAAAAAGAUGAAAAAGAACAUAAGAUAACACAAGAAACUGAAAGUUUAAAAAAACAUGAAGAUGGAAAAGUAAAACAAAUUGAAAAACAGGAAAAAGUGAAUGCGACUGAAAGCAUAAAAGACGAAAUACAGGAAUCUAAAAAAAUCAUAGAAACUGAAAAAAUAAAAAGUGAAAAGAACGAACAGCAAAACAAAGAAAAUUAUGAGGAAAUAAAUAAAAUGGCAGAAAAACAAGAGCAAGAGACUGUACAAAAAAGAAAAGAAUCAGAUAAAAGUAAGAAAAUUGAAAAGGAUCUAAAUGUGAAGGAAGAAACGGGAAAGAUAAAAUUAGAAGAAGCCAAAGAUAUCGAAAGAAAAAAAGUGAAAGAAAAAGUAAAAGAAGCAACAGAACAAUAUGAUAAAAAAAAUGAAAUUGAGAAAUUACAGAAAAAAGAAACAGAUGAGAUAGAUAAAACACAGCAAAAAGAACAAGAACACGUAAGAAUAGAAAAAACUGAAAUUGUAGAAAAAGAUCAUAAAAUAGAAGUCAAAGAAAUAAAAAAACAAGAAGAGGAUAAGACUAUCAAAAAAGAUGGAAAAGAGCAAGAAAAAGAAGAUGAAAAAGCAAAAAGAAUAAAGACUGAAAAAUUAGAAAAAGAGGAACAAAUAAAAAAGGAAGAAGACGAAAAGUUAAAGGACGAAAAGACGAAGGAAAUGAAAAAGAAAAAAGAGGAUUCUAAUAAGAAAGAUGAAAUUGUACAAGAAAAAUUAAAACAACAGGAACAAACGCCAGAAGAAGUGGAAGCAAUAAAAACAAAGCAAGAUCAGAAGGAAAAGGAGAUAACAGAAAAAGUAAAGGAGAAAGGAGACAAAAAAGCAAAAGAUGAUGUAGAAGAAUUAGAAACAAAAGAAGAAAAGUCUACCAAAAUAGAAAAAUUGAAAGAAAAGAAACAAAAAGAAGAGGCUAAAGUUAAAACAUCAAAGAAGGAAGAUGAACAAAAACAAAUAACUGAAACUGAAAAAGUAAAGGUAGCAGAAAAUGAAGCAGAAACAAAGAAGGAUAUGCAAGAGGAUAAGAAAGAGAUAACACAAAAAAAGGAUAUACAACAAGAUAAAAAAGUAGAAGAGGAAAGAGAGGAAAGAAAAAUAGAGGAAAGGAAAGAGGAGCAAAAAGAAACAACUGAAACUGAAAAAGUAAAGAUAGUAGAAAAUCAAGCAGAAACAAAGAAGGAUAUACAAGAGGAUGAGAAAAAAAUAACACAAAAGAAAGACAAACAACAAGAUAAAAAAAUAGAAAAGAAAAAAGAUGAAGAAAUAGAGGAAAGAAAAGAGGAGCAAAAACAAACAAUUGAAACUGAAAAAAUAAAAGCAGCAGAAAGCCAAGCAGAAACGAAGAAGGAUAUACAAGAGGAUAAGAAAAAGAUAACACAAAAGAAGGAGAAACAACAAGAUAAAAAAAUAGAAAAAGAAAAAGAGAAUCAAAUAGAGGAAAGAAAAGAAGAGCAAAAACAAGCAACUCAAAUUGAAAAAGUAAAGGUACCAGAAAAUCAAGCAGAAACGAAAAAAGAUAUGCAAGAGGAUAAGAAAACAACGACACAAAAGAAGGAUAAGCAGGAAGAUGAAAAAAUAGAAAAAGAAAAAGAGGGACAAAUAGAAGAAAGAAAAGAAGAGCAAAAACAAACAAUUCAAAUUGAAAAAAUAAAAGUAGAAGAAAGCCAAGCAGAAACGAAAGAUAUGCAAGAGGAUAAGAAACAGAUAAUAGAAAAGAAGGAUAAGCAGAAAGAUAAAAAAGUAGAAAAAGAAAGAGAGGAACAAAUAGAAAAAAGAAAAGAGGAGAUUAUUAAAAUAGACCAAGUGGUACAGCAAACACAAAAUGAAUACAUAAAGAAAGAAAACGAUGAAGCUAAAGGCAAUCAGAAAUAUAAAGAAGCAAAAAAAGAACUAGAGGAAACGACACGUAUAAAACAAAAGCAAGAAGAAAAAUUAAAUAAGGAAAUUCAAAAAUCGAGAGAGGAUAAAGAUUUACAUAUAAAAGUGGAUAAAUAUCAGAAAAGACAAAGAGAUGACGAAAUACUCCAAAAACGAGAAGAGCAGAGCAAAUGGCAAUGUGCAGAAAUGGAAAAAACAAAAAGAAACGUGGAACAGAGACAGUGGAGGUCACAGGAUGAUGAAGAUUGGUUGCGCACGAGAAAAGAGGAACGAUUUAAUAGGAGUAACGAAUAUAGACUAGACACAGAACGUAAAGAGCAAUACGAUCGUCAGAAAAGAGAUGAUAACAAAAGGCUACAUCAACUGGAAAUAGAGCGCUUAGAAAAAAAAUUCGCCGUGGGACGAUCCAAAAGGGAUGAAACCGAUUACAUGUCUAGAGCAGACGAGGAAAGGCUUCAGAAAAGAAGCGACGAAAAAAGAAUCAGAGGAGACGAGACUGCUAGAUUAUUAUGGGAAGAAGGACAAAAGUUACGAAAGAAACAAGAGGAAGAGGCAAUCAGGAAUAUACAAAGAAGAAAGGAGCAAAUCAGAGAAAGCGAAUGGUCCAGAAGACGUGAAAACGAAUCCGAUCGCUUCCUUAAAAACAUGUUGGAAACCAGAUACAAACCCGACAAAUCGGUCUCAAUGUUUUUCGACGUCGAUUAUUCGCGAGAUUAUACUUCACGACUUGUUUCGGGCAUCUCAACGCUUUCUAGCACUUCCAGAUCGUACAGCUGGAGAGAUUCUCUGACGUCUUUAAGUAGAAGAAGAAUCGACGAUUAUUGGGAUUAUAAAUUGCACGGCUCUUCCAUGGAUAAAUAUUUCGACAUAGGAUCGUACAGAAGGCGCAAGAGAAGAGAAAACCGUAUGAUUCGCGCGAGAUCGACCAGUUUGCUCAAGUACGAAGACUAUUCGACCGGAGAUAGCGAUGCUACCAUUGUACCUAGCACUCGACGCAUUCGACCUGUUCGACGCACAAAAACGGAGGCUUCACGUAUCAAUUUCGAUCUUUACGAGCCUAGUCUGUCCAGUUACGCUGGCUUCGGUCAAAGUGAGGAUCUUUCAUGGGACAAACCAAAGAAGCCAUCGUUCUGCACGAGACUGACAAACAGAGUCGUAGGAACCGGUAUGAGAAUAAGACUGACCUGCACCGUUCUUGGUAAUCCGGAGCCGCGCGUCUACUGGACCAGAGAUGGUCAAAAGUUGGAUGUGUCAGACAGUCGCUGUCGAACGCGAUACGAGAACGGUAUGGCCUAUCUGGAAUUAUAUGAUGCACUUCCCACAGACGCCGGAAUGUAUGCAUGCGUGGCUGAGAACGCACAUGGCAUUUCGAGCACCGAGUCCACCUUGAGGGUUUACUCCGAUUAUAAACCUGCGCACUCGCCUCCAACAUUUGUAAAGUCAAUUAGAGACACUUAUCGAUAUUCCGAUCAGAAGCUCAUCUUGGAAUGUCGUGUACGAGCACAUCCGCCACCUUCGAUCUUCUGGCUAAGAGACGGGCAGGUUCUUCAGGGCGAGCGUUAUAAGCAGAGCUAUCUCGACGAUGAUGUGUAUCGAUUAGAGAUAGCGAAUCCUAAUGCCGCGGAUAAUGGACGAUACACGUGUCGUGCGGUAAACGAUCUGCACACUGAGGAAACAUCUCAUGUGGUUCACGUCGAAGAUUGGCGAUCCACGAGCCGAUACGAUCUAAAGUCGAGCGACGAAACCGGACUGGAAUUGACACGACGACCACGAUUCUCCAAUUUAUUAAAAGAUUACAACGUGCCCGCUGGCGGUACCAUCGCUCUUCAAGUAGAAGUUAAAGGUGUACCAGCUCCGGAGAUAAGGUGGUUACGAGGUGACCGGAAGGAGCCGAUCGCCAUACCGAAGGCGAGAACCUUCACCGAGCGUGGACUUCACACGUUAAUUGUACCCGAGGCGACAGAAUCGGAAAGAGGCACAUACGUGUGCAGAGCGAUCAAUGCUUACGGACAAGUGGACACGUCGGCGACAGUGGACGUAAUAACAUCGAGUGCCAUCGACGGCGGAAAACCGGCAGCGUUCGUCUCGAGACCGUCCAAAAAAACGAUCGACGUGACCGUCGGCGAAGACGUCAGUAUAUCCUUCCGAGUCAACGGCACCCCUAAGCCACGAGUAAUCUGGAUGAAAGGAUUAACGGAUAUCACGGACGGACCGAGAUCGUACAAGGAGAGUAUUGAUGAUUACGUUAGAUUAACAUUAAAAAGAGCCGUACCUUCUGAUGAAGGUACUUACUGCAUUCUGGUUAAAAAUAGAUACGGUUGCGACAGGAGCUUCUUCUCGAUCAAGGUGAAGCAACGCGCUAGGUCGUUGACCCCAUCGCCGGAUUGGAAUUCCGUUACCGAGCGUGACGCAGGCGAGGAACACGAUGACGACAUGUCAUAUGUGAGAAACGUGCCUGGUCCAAUUAGUAGCGAGCCCGUCGCUGUUGAUGGCGGAAAGAAUUGGUUGUCGCUGACUUGGGGUAAAGCAGAGAGAAGAGGACCUGCGCCGGUGAUCGCUUAUAAAGUCGACGCUUGGCUUUUGGGCAGUGACGGAGGCGCACGAUGGAUAGAGCUGGGAAUCACGCCUAUCAACGCCUUCGACGCGUUCAAUUUACGACCGGGUGGAGAAUACAAGUUUCGCGUAACGCCGCGAAAUCGCUACGGAUGGGGCGAACCGGUUACUAUGACGAAUUCAGUGUUAGUGAGCGAAAGUACCGAUCUUCCGGAAUUCACGAAAAUCUUACCGGGUCAAUUGAAGGCACUCGAGGGAACGUCGAUAAGAUUAGAAUGCGAGAUUCACGGUGAUCCCAAGGUGGAUGUACGAUGGUACCGCGAAACAACGGAGAUAGAUUCGCGCAGUGACUCAAGAUUCGCGAUAUAUUACAAUGGUUCCAAAUGUUUCUUAACACUUGCGAAUAUCAAAGAGAAUGAUUCCGGAAGAUACGUUUGCGAGGCGAGCAACAAAAUUGGUAAAGUGUCUUCAUUCGCUAGGGUUCUCGUUGUUAACGAUCCCAGAAUUAUCGAAGCCGAUACAAAACUCAGAACAAGUUUGAGAAUCGAGCCGAAAGAUAAACCGCCGCAAUUCACCAUGAGAAUACGAGACAGGCGAGUGCAGACGACCUAUCCGAUAAGGCUCACCUGUCAAGUUAUUGGGCAUCCCGCUCCAGAGAUCACGUGGUACAAGAAUGAAGAAAAAAUCUCCCAAGAUGAUCGUCACAUCUUCUGGGAUGACGAUUCAAACUUCCACACUCUGGAAAUAACCCAUUCCACCCUCGAUGAUUCCGGAUGUUACAUGGUAACUGCGAGGAAUGUAAACGGCUCGGUAUCAUGUCGAUGUACUCUCGUGGUGGAUAAGGGAAUUCGAGCUUACGUUGCUCCAGAAUUCCUUCGCGGUCUCGAUGCAGCUUACACCGUUCAUUCUGGCCGGGAGCUACGAAUGUCCGCCCAACUCGAAGCAUAUCCGAGUGUUGGUGUCGUUUGGCAUCGCGACGGUAUUCGACUAAGACCUAAUAGAAGAGUCGUAAUGACGUUGAGCCACGAUGGUACCGUGCAAUUCUCUCUAGCUAACAUCACUGCAAGAGAUGCCGGAGUUUACAGCUGCACCGCCACAAAUGCAGUCGGUCAUACGGAGACAUCCACCAGGAUAGCUGUCAUCGAGGAUGAUAUUCCGGAUCAAUCGUUCAUUAAUGAACCAUCCAAUGUUAUAAGUGUAUCUCCCGAUAUACCAUAUUCCAAAGAGCCACUUUUCGUCACGAAACCACUAUCGACCGAAGCAGUUGAGGGUGACACAGUCAUCAUACUCUGCGAAGUCGUCGGAGAUCCUAAACCCGAAGUAAUAUGGCUGCGUGAUUUUCUCAAGCCCGAUUAUUACAAAGACGCGCCUCACUUCCGGCUGGUGGGCGCAGGACCACAAUAUCGCUUGGAAAUCCCUUACGCUAAACUCGACUUCACUGGAACGUACUCCGUGAUCGCUCGCAACUGCCAUGGGGAAGCUAAAGCUGUAAUUUCCCUGCAAAUUUAUGCCAAAGGUCAAGGCAAAGAGGAACAGACGCAAAAAUCUCACGGAAAAGUGAUGACCCUGCCGAUUAUAAAGAGGGAACUGCGAGAUCUCAGAUGUUGCGACGGUGACGCUGUCUCUCUAGAGUGUAAAGUUUACGCGACGCCGGAACCGCCAUUGAUUCGCUGGGAACGAGGAGGCAAAAUUAUAUCUAUGAUGGGCGAUUUCGCCGCCGAAUUCGACGGCGAAACGGCGCGAUUAAGUAUUCAGCACGUCUAUCCGGAGGAUGAAGGAGAGUACACGUGUGUGGCUUACAACGACCUUGGAAAGGCGUACACAUCAGCGUGUCUAGUUGUGGAUGUACCCGAGGGAAAGGAAAGUACACUGAGUCAAAGAUUGACGAGGCCAGUAGGUCUGUUGUCCGCAGGAUCAACACCGAGGUCGACGCCGAGAUCGACGCCAAUCAGAAGCUUGUCACCAGCGGUGUCACAUGGACGCGAGUUCAGAUCACCGCAAGUUCUGCCGCGAGGCGGCACGUCGUCGAAGCGACCGAAGGUUUGUCCGCCGAAAUUUUACGCGGUGCCGCACAAUCGUCUGGUUCAGGAAGGCGAGACUGUGCGUUUCCAAUGCGCGGUGGUCGGUCAUCCCGCGCCCUGGAUAAGAUGGGACAAGAAUGGUACCAUCGUGACACCGAGUACGAGGAUCUCCAUCAAGGAACGAGACGACGUGAAGAUACUUGAGAUCGUGGACGUAAUGCGAGAGGAUGCUGGUCUCUACAGAGUGACGGCGGAGAACGAUUUUGGCCGGAUCGAAGCCAGUGCUCGUCUGGAAGUAAUAAGUCGAUAUGAAUCAACAAGUCGGACUAUCAGGACCAGAAGCGCCUCACCUAGGACUUAUCCUUCGUUCGAUCGGAGUCUUCUGUCGACUACCAGCAGAAUAAGCGAACGUUUGCAGCUGGAAUGCCGUAUAAGAGGAACACCGAGUGUAACGCCGACGUGGUACAGAAACGGACGACCGUUGGAACGAUCCGCUAGAAUAAAGAGAUACUUUGACGGCACGACAGCCAAAAUCGAAAUAUCGAAAGUAAAGGCCAGUGACGCGGGUGAAUAUACGUGCGUAGCGACUAACGUCCUCGGAUCAACGAAAAGUAGCUGUCAGGUAACCGUAUUAGAUCCGCGUGACUCGUCUAUCGCGGACAAGAACGCACCGCGAUUUCUACGAUCGUUGCCGGAAGAGUCGAUUAUCAUGGAAAAUCAUUGUCAUGAAUUUCAGGCAGGAGUCACAGGUACACCUCCUUUCACGAUCACUUGGUUCAAGGACGGUCGCGAAUUACCUGACAACGAUUAUUAUAGAUACGUCAUAUAUGGAGACGGCGGAGUUGCUCUUAGAUUAUCUCAGGUUCGCCCGCAAGAUGCCGGUGAAUACACCUGUGUCGUGCGAAACGAUUUCGGUGUUGUGUCCUGUAAUAGUCUUUUUGCUGUUCAAGACUACAAGGACGCCCCAAAAUUGGCAUUACAAUUUACAAAGACUCCAUUGUCAGUAAUCGCUGUUAAAGGUGGUACCGCUUGUUUCUGUGCCCGAAUGCAGUGUGAAAAAACCAUGGAACUUGUUUGGACGAUUAACGGAAAAGAUGCUAGAGAAAAUGCAAAGUGUAAAAUCGAAAGAGAUGGCAACGUCAGCAUCUUAAGAAUACGCGACGUAUCGUCGCGUGAGACAGGGGAGAUUCGAUGCACAGUCUCCGUGAAUGGAAAGGGUCCAUCCAUCAGUUGCACUGCUAAACUGCAGCUACAACGUUCGCUACACGAUUCUAUCGACAGAAGCCUUCCGUCGGUUUCUGUAAUGACAAAGCCCGAAGAUAUUCAAUCUCAUGCACAGGCUAAGCUGACGAAUAAUAAUAACGCAGGCAUGUCAGAAAAAAUCACGGAGCUAUCGUUAUUGAAACGUCGACAAGGACGCGAGAAAUCUCCGACGCGAAUCAGAUCAUCGUCGUUUCCUCGUCGAAUCGUAUCGUGUACUAAAAAUAUUUCUCCUUUGCCAGCAAAAAAACGCAUUCUUAAUAAUGCGUCAGCUGAUAAUCGGAAAUCACGCUUUGAAAACAAUUUAUCGCGAAAAAUUACAAAGAAUUUAGAUAGUAACGCAGAAAUGUCAAACGAUCUAAAGUUAUCAUCUUCGUUCAACGAAAUAAAUGAAGUAGACAUUUCGAUAAAGUUAUUAUCAUCUAAGAAACCGGAGCAAUUUUACCAAGAUACUAAUGUCGUAUCGAACGAAGAAUGUGCGAAAUCGCUCGUAGAAGAGUUGAUGAAAGCUACAAUAAUAAAAGAUCCAGCUGACAUCGCCGUAUUUAGAGGAAACAGCGCAGUAGUCACAGCAACUUAUCAGGGACGUCCCGAACCGACGGUUAAGUGGCUUCGAGUGAAUCGCGAACUGCAGCCGGAUGAGAAGAUUAAGAUAAUCAGCGGGAACGGUACGUCUUGCCUGACACUAGACAAUGUGACAUACGAUCACGCUGGAAAAUACGAAGUCUCGGUGGAAAAUCUACUGGGCAAAGAACGAAGAUUCUUUAGUUUAGCUGUGGAAGGUCCACCUGAGCCAAUCGCGGAUAAACCGAGUGUGAACCUUAGCACUGGCCAAGCUACGAUUGUUUGGAGAUCGCCACCUUAUGACGGAGGUCGCACGGUAAUCGGAUAUACGGUAGAAGCAAAACACGCAGGUGAAAACACGUGGAUGGUAAUUGCCGAGUCUUGUCAUUCGCUGAGUCAUACGGUAUCUUCAGCUGAAACGAAUUUAGUGAUUCCGGGCGAGAGUUACCGUUUCCGCGUCCGAGCUGAAAAUAUUCACGGUCUCAGCGAUCCAAGCAUGGAAUCAGAUUCUGUCAGAAUUCCAAAGGAAGGAGAAACAAUGUUGCAAGAAGAGGAAGAAGAUGAAUUUGAGCCGAGCUUUGCGGCUCGUAUAGUAGAACCGGAAGACGGAAAGUUGUUCGGAGAAAGAUAUAAUGUUCUUGAAGAAUUAGGAAAAGGCCGAUACGGUAUAGUUAAGAAAGUCAUCGAGCAAGAGACGGACAUGAGUUUCGCUGCCAAAUUUGUUAAAACAAUCAAAGCGAAAGAUCGCGAACAGGUGCGCGAAGAAAUCAAAAUUAUGAACAUAUUAAGGCAUCCUAAGCUUCUACUAUUGGCUGCUGCUUACGAAAGUCCUCGCGAAACCAUACUGAUCACGGAAUAUAUUUCAGGUGGAGAACUAUUCGAGAGGGUAGUAGCUGAUGAUUUUACUUUAACCGAGAGAGACAGUAUCCUCUUCAUGCGACAAAUUUGUCAGGGAGUCGAAUAUAUGCACAAGAACAAAAUCGUACAUCUUGAUUUAAAACCCGAAAAUAUAAUGUGUCGUACACGUACUUCUCAUCAGAUUAAACUGAUCGACUUUGGAUUGGCUCAAACUUUAAAAUCCGAUACACCGAUUAGAGUACUUUUUGGUACACCGGAAUUUAUUCCACCGGAAAUCAUAAGUUACGAGCCUAUCGGCACCGAGUCCGAUAUGUGGAGCGUCGGUGUAAUUUGUUAUGUCCUGCUCACCGGUUUAUCGCCAUUCAUGGGAGAUAACGAUGCCGAGACCUUUGCUAAUAUCACACGAGCGGAUUAUGAUUUAGAAGACGAAGCUUUCGAUGCCAUAUCGAAUAACGCCAAGGAUUUUAUUAGUGGAUUACUAAUCAAACGAAAAGAAUUACGUAUGUCAGCCACACAGUGUUUAGAACAUCCAUGGUUAGCGCAACACGCUGCAACAAUGAGCAGAAUAGCUUUGCCGACUGAAAAAUUAAAGAAGUUCAUUAUACGAAGAAAAUGGCAGAAAACAGGAAAUGCCAUUCGCGCACUGGGAAGAAUGGCUAUUCUUUCGGCAAACAGUAGACUCAGUCCCACAGCAACGGCAGAGUCAUCACCUACGCUCGAGCAACGAUUCGAGAUGCAAUAUUCUGAUGAUAGACUUAAAUCAAUUCGCACUGCUAUCGAUGAAGAUACGGAACAUGUCGUGACAGACGCGAAAGAAAAUUCUGCUGAGACAGAAUCAUGGACGCAUCCCACUUAUAAAAUGAUUGAAAUAAAUACCGAAAUAGAAGAGACACCGGCGAAGGAAGAAAGCUUAAGUGAUCUUUCAAAUCAGGUCGAAGAAAAAACGUCUAAAUUACAUAUCGAAUUAAUUCCAAAAAUACAGAACGUCACGACGCGUCUGGAAAUUUUAGCGUCGAAAGAGAACGAGAAAAGUGACAAGGAAUUAAUCGAAAAAUCUUCCCAAAUGGAUGCUAUUCCGAAAUCACAAGUAUUGCACAGGGUAUUUCGUGGCGAUUCACGCGAUUCCGGAAUAGGUGAUUGCGGCUCGAACCAGAUGACAUCCUCAUUACAAAUGGAUGAAUUAGAAAUAGAGUCCACUAUCGUAGAAGAAGUAGAUCAUGAAACUCACAACCGAGAAAGUAAACAAACGUUCAGGAAGGAAGAAAAUCAACAAAGUUCUACAAGGAUCACACACGUAGCAAGUUUAUCACAAGGCCAAAAAAAUCCUCUUCACGAUUCCGGAAUUAUUGCGAGUAAUGACAAGGUAGUUACAAAGAGUGACGUAACUAAAGCUUCGUGUGAAACUAAUCCUGUGCGGAAAGUUGCCGAUGAAAGUUCGAACGCAAGGAUAUUAAGCGGACGUAACCACGAUAGAUUCCUUCCAACCGGAAAGGUAAGUCGCACGGCCAAGAUAUUCGAAAGAGAGAGUGGAACAUCGAAAUCGGACAAUUCACAGGUUCCGCAACGCGCGUAUCCUGCCGCUUUGGUCACAGGAAAGCCACACAACGAAAGAAUACAGAAAGCUUUCGCGUUCUGGAAUAAAUAAAAAUAUCUGUCGAAAAUAGCCUGGCACUGAAUAAAAUACAAAUUGAAGUAGAUAAAACUUCGUAUCACUUUCAAGAUAGAAAUGCAUUGUUAUCGAUAUAGAAAUGCAUUGUUUAUGAGAAAUCACGAAUAUAUAGAGAUAUUGUUCUUUACGCACAUAUACGUAUGUAAAGUAGUGACGUACAAUCUGUUGACAUACACUUGUUGAAGUCAUAAUCCUUGCUCGCGUUCCUAACAUUCAAAAAUAAAUAUAAAUUGUUUUAUCAAUUAUAUCAAUAUCAAAGUCGAUUUUACGAAGAGAGAAGCACUUGUGAGUGGUCAUUUUCACUUUUAUAAAAAAACCUUUAUAAAAAAGCAAUUUGUAACAUUUUUGUAUCAUAGAGUUUGAGAGAAAAUUCAGCUCUCAGAAUCUGCGCAAUUUGUUUCUUAUUUUUUUUAUUUAAACGCUAAUAUUAUAAUUACAUUCGUAAAUUGAAAGAAUAUUUUUAUGCUACAUUAAAAAUAGAUUUCAGUUCUCAAUGUAAUUUUGAAAAUCAGUGUUAUAUAUAGCUAUAUUUAUGUGCAUGCGAUUGAUACUUUUGUUAAAUAUAGCAUAUUUUAUAAUAUAUAUGUAAAACAUUUUUAAAAAAUGCGAAAUUGAAAAUAUACUAUAUUUCUUGAUGAUUGAUUUAAUAUAUAUAUAUAUAUCUGGUAUAAUAUUCUUCAGUACAGAAUAAUAAUAUAUUUAUGCUGGGAACGCGCAUAAGUGCACUCUAUUAAAUCAAAAAUGAUUAUUUUUGCAAACAUAUCCCUGCAGUUGUAUUGCAAAGAUGAGAUGGACAACGCCUGUAAUCUAUUUAUAAGUUAUUUACAUAGAGAAAUAAAGGAUUUAUCUAUGUA